AGACCGUUUUCAUUGACUUUUAAUGACAUCUGUAGGCGUUACAGUCAUCUAUUUCAUGAGAAGAAGUCAAACAAUGGCGACUACAAAGUUCGACUGGAAGACGAAGAAGAAAAUGCUUGACGACUUAGAGGUUGGGAACAAGAUCACGCCAAUCCUCAUAGAUCCUUUGCAACGAAAGUGGGUGGGGCCGCGAGCCCUUGCUGGGCGAUUUUUCAGCAAAAAGGAUGAAGAAGAACAGGACCAGGAAAAGACAAUCAACAGCCUGAAAAAGGGGACAGCAGAAGACGACUUGGUUGUUUCUGAGAAGCCAAAUCAGAGAGGCUGCAGCACAUGGCCCUCGCUAAGAGAGAUUAUCAUGGAUAAAGAUGGAGCCUAUAAGGCAUACAUUCUGAGGCUACAAGAACAGACUAAAGACCACAAGCAGUGGAAUGAAAUUCUAAGGAACUUUGCCAACCGGCUAGAGAUUGCCCAAAUGAUAAUCACGAAGGACGAAGAAAAGUACCAAAAAAGGCUUGCCCAAAAAGAAGAGGAAAUUUCUCGGCUCUCGACUAAUGUGGCUCUUCUCGAAAAAGACAAUGAAUGGGAGAGAACAAAGGCAGAAUCAAAGAUCAGAGAGCUGGAGAAACGCUUCGCAGAGCAGGCAGAAAACACACGACACGGGAUCUCCCUGAAAGAUGAGGAACUUCUGGCCCUGAAGACUCGUGUGGCUGUUCUAGAGUCAGAAAAGAAAAGGUCUAGGUCUUUUUUCAUUAUCUUUGAUUUGUUUAUUUGUUUAACCAAACAAGUAACAGUAAAAGUAAUGUAGUUGAGAGGUCAUGUAGCUGAGAGGCCAUCAGAGGUCAGUGUUAAAUAGUGUUAUAUACAUAGUUGUCAAUGAAUGUCUUUUACCACCAGUGCUGCAGAGGUUUGUAAGUUUGUGUUUGUAGUCUGCCUUUAAUGUAUUUUAUGAACAUAGAUGGUGAAGAGGAUAGAGGAUUUGAUGUGUUGUGGGAAUGUGUUGUAAGACUUUACACGCCUGUACGGGAAUGUCCAAUUUGCUGCAGAGGUUUUUGGUUUGGGCAGUCUGAAUCCUCCCCCUUGAGCUAGGCGAGUGUUAUGUCGAUGGGUGUUUUGGAUUAUAUGUAGCCUUUUGAUAUCUUGAAAAGGUGUGCCUAGAAGUUCAUGUUCAAGCAAUAACUGUCAUUAAACGGCAUAUAAGUAGCUAUAUCUCCCUAUAUGAACACCACAUUGUAUUUUAGUUGACCAAGAAAACACACAUUCAAGCUUCAAGCAAAAUGUGCCAGGUAAUUAAUAAAAGUUCAGUGGCCAAGAACAAAGCAAUUAUAACUAGAGUUCGGCGACCUCAUACCUCCAUGAAAUAUUUAGAGCUUUGUAAAUUUUAUGCAAAUGACUUACACAUUUACAUGAUUUAUGCAUGGUGAUGUUGACU
This is a messenger RNA of Branchiostoma floridae (Florida lancelet), 1429 nucleotides long. RefSeq lists its product as uncharacterized. The record is from RefSeq and is a predicted model, not a curated record. Bases 23 to 805 code for a protein of 260 amino acids. The transcript has 12 exons. NCBI's taxonomy places the organism in Eukaryota, Metazoa, Chordata, Leptocardii, Amphioxiformes, Branchiostomatidae.